AUGGCGGCGCUGGGCGCGCUGGUGAAGAAGGCGUGGAGCGUCCGGCGCUACGUGGUGCUGCUGGCCGCGCCGCUGGCACUGGUGCCCAUCCUGCUCAGCCUGCCCCCCAAGGAAGGAAGAUGUCUCUAUGUGAUCCUGCUGAUGGCCCUGUACUGGUGCACGGAGGCACUGCCCUUGGCUGUGACAGCCCUGCUGCCCAUCGUCCUCUUUCCCUUCCUGGGGAUCCUCCCCUCUAACAAAGUUUGCCCACAAUAUUUUUUAGACACCAAUUUCCUCUUCCUCAGUGGUUUAAUCAUGGCCUCAGCCAUCGAGGAGUGGAAUUUACACCGCAGGAUCGCCCUCCGUGUCCUCAUGCUGGUGGGAGUCCAGCCAGCCAGACUGAUUUUAGGGAUGAUGUUGACCACGUCUUUCCUGUCCAUGUGGCUAAGUAACACAGCCUCCACUGCUAUGAUGCUUCCAAUCGCCAAUGCCAUUUUAAAAAGCCUUUUUGGGGAGAAAGACACUUCUAAGGAUAUGAACAGGGAAAAUGAAGAAAACCAAGCAUCUUUACAGCAGAAUAAACUUUACACUGUACCAACUGAGAUGCAGUUUCUGGCAAGUACUGAGGACAAAGACCUCUCAGAGGAGAAGGAGAUGGCCAAUGAUGCUCUCUCAGACUUGAAGAAGGAGGAGGAGUACAAAACAAACAUAUGGAAAGGGUUCCUCAUCUCCAUCCCCUACGCGGCCAGCAUCGGAGGGACAGCAACUCUGACCGGCACUGCACCAAACCUCAUCCUGCUGGGCCAGCUGAAGAGUUAUUUUCCAGAAUGUGAUGUGGUGAACUUUGGUUCUUGGUUUAUGUUUGCAUUUCCUUUAAUGCUGAUUUUUCUUCUCAUGGGAUGGCUGUGGAUCUCCAUCCUGUAUGGAGGAAUUAACCUCAGGGGCUGGAGAACAAAAAAGUCAAAUUUAAGAGUGGAUGCAGAAGCCCGAGCCAGAGAAGUGAUAAAGGAGGACUAUCAGAAACUGGGUCCAACAAAGUUUGCAGAACAGGCAAUUUUCUUCUUCUUCUGUGUGUUUGCCAUCAUGCUUUUCUCCAGGGAUCCCAAAUUCAUUCCAGGUUGGGCCAGCUUGUUUUCACCAGGGUUUAUCUCGGAUGCAGUUACAGGAAUCACCAUUGUCAUUAUUCUCUUCUUCUUCCCUUCACAAAAACCUUCCUUCAGGUGGUGGUUUGACCUGAAAGCACCCAACACUGAGAUGCAGCCCUUGCUGACAUGGAGGAAGGCCCAAGAGACAGUGCCCUGGAACAUCAUCCUGCUGCUGGGAGGGGGCUUUGCCAUGGCAAAGGGCUGUGAGGAGUCUGGUUUGUCUGUCUGGAUAGGAGGCCGUCUGCAUCCCUUGGAGGGUGUACCACCGCCCGUGGCUGUCAUCCUCAUCACCAUUGUCAUUGCCUUGUUCACAGAGUUUGCCAGCAACACAGCCACUAUCAUCAUCUUUUUGCCUGUCUUGGCAGAGCUGGCCAUUCGUCUGAGGGUGAACCCCCUCUAUUUAAUGAUACCAGGGACCAUAGGCUGCUCCUAUGCAUUCAUGCUGCCAGUCUCAACACCUCCCAACUCCAUUGCAUUUUCUUCUGGGCACCUGAUGGUGAAGGACAUGGCAAGAACUGGGUUGCUCAUGAAUCUUAUGGGAGUUCUGCUUCUUAGCUUGGCUAUGAACACGUGGGCCAAGACCAUCUUCCAGCUGGGAACCUUCCCUGCAUGGGCCAACAUCCAUGCAGAAAAUGCCACUUCAGUCUUGCCAGCUGUAGAAAAUGUCACUUUAAGUGCACUAAAUAAAAUAUGA
Messenger RNA from Indicator indicator, 1818 nucleotides. RefSeq names its product solute carrier family 13 member 3 (gene SLC13A3). The transcript has 13 exons. Gene Ontology annotation, molecular function: citrate transmembrane transporter activity; succinate transmembrane transporter activity; sodium:dicarboxylate symporter activity. Gene Ontology annotation, cellular component: membrane. Lineage: Eukaryota; Metazoa; Chordata; Aves; Piciformes; Indicatoridae. Bases 1 to 1818 code for a protein of 605 amino acids. The record is from RefSeq and is a predicted model, not a curated record. Gene Ontology annotation, biological process: monoatomic anion transmembrane transport; citrate transport.